GCUAAGGUUACAGCGGACCUUAGCAUAUUCCAUUCACAUUUUUUUCUCUAUAUCCUCAAAUUUAAAAUUUCGGGGACAUUCGAUAAAAUUGAAACGAUACAGAGAAUAAUAGCCUUGUAACUUUAUUCGUCUCAUUUUAAUUGUCUGCUUGUAAUUGCUUCUUUAUAUUUUGCAGCCAUUCAAAGUUGCAUUAGAAGUAAGGAAGCAAUUUGUUCUGUUUCUGAAAUGUCUGGUGUUCUUCUUUGGGUGAAUUGUGGACCUAAAGAGAAUGCCAUUUCAUUGGUAGGUUUUGCAAGAAAAGAUGUGAGAAUCCAAAAAAGGUUUAGACUUUGUUCUGGGAUUAGUUUUGCAAGUUUUUCAAGUGCUGUUGUUGAACCAUCAAGAUCUUCAGAAGAGAGGGUGUAUGAAGUGGUGUUGAAGCAAGCAGCACUUUUGAAAGAACAGAGAAAGGAUAGAAAGAAAGGUUUGGAUUUUGAUAAGCCUAUUGAAGGUGAUUUCACUAAUGGAGAUCUGUUGAGUUCUGCUUAUGAUAGGUGUGGUGAUGUUUGUGCUGAGUAUGCUAAGACAUUUUAUUUAGGCACACAAUUGAUGACACAAGAGCGCAGAAAAGCCAUUUGGGCCAUUUAUGUGUGGUGUAGAAGAACAGAUGAACUAGUUGAUGGUCCUAAUGCUUCUCACAUCACACCAAAGGCUUUGGAUAGAUGGGAGCAAAGAUUAACUGAUGUUUUUGAAGGACGUCCUUAUGAUAUGUAUGAUGCUGCCCUCUCAGAUUCGGUCUCAAAGUACCAUGUUGAUAUACAGCCCUUUAAGGACAUGAUUGAAGGGAUGAGGCUGGACCUAAGAAAGUCAAGAUACAAUAACUUUGAUGAACUCUACCUUUAUUGCUACUAUGUUGCUGGGACAGUGGGCCUUAUGAGUGUUCCUGUAAUGGGGAUAGCACCAGAAUCAAAGGCUUCAACAGAGAGUGUUUACAAUGCUGCAUUGGCUCUUGGUAUUGCUAAUCAACUUACCAACAUACUCAGAGACGUUGGAGAAGAUGCUAGAAGAGGAAGAGUGUAUCUUCCACAAGAUGAAUUGUCACAAGCUGGCCUAUCAGAUGAUGACAUUUUUCGCGGGAAAGUUACCGACAAGUGGCGCAAUUUCAUGAAGGGACAAAUAAAGAGAGCAAGAAUGUUUUUUGAUGAAGCAGAGAAGGGAGUUUCAGAGCUCAAUUCAGCUAGUAGAUGGCCAGUUUGGGCAUCAUUAUUAUUGUAUAGGCAGAUAUUAGAUUCUAUUGAAGCUAAUGAUUAUAAUAACUUCACAAAAAGGGCUUAUGUAGGAAAAGCUAAGAAGCUCUUAUCAUUACCUGUUGCUUAUGGAAGAGCUUUUUUAGGCCCACAAAAGUUAACCAAAAUGAUUACAAGAUGAAUGUGAUAUUGUGCCUACAAAGCAUUGAAUUCAGUUCCUUAGAAAUCAGAAUGGUUAAAAUUAUAUUGUAAAUAUUUUUUUAGUUUAAUGUAUACAUACAUCUCAAGUUUAAGUUAAGCAAUGCUAUAGAGAAAUUCAUUCAA
This is a messenger RNA of Cicer arietinum (chickpea), 1550 nucleotides long. RefSeq names its product phytoene synthase 2, chloroplastic-like. Gene Ontology annotation, biological process: biosynthetic process. The record is from RefSeq and is a predicted model, not a curated record. NCBI's taxonomy places the organism in Eukaryota, Viridiplantae, Streptophyta, Magnoliopsida, Fabales, Fabaceae. Gene Ontology annotation, molecular function: squalene synthase [NAD(P)H] activity; geranylgeranyl diphosphate synthase activity.